GCUGAACCACAUCGUCAAUCCAAGAACACUAACCCACUCACGUGCCGAUCACUCGCCGGCAUUUCAAUUCGCCGUCCCACCAGGCAACUGUCAAACGACGACGGAUCAAAGCAGACUUGUAUUUGUCGUCCGCCGUUGCCUCCCUUCCUCCACCGCGCAACCGCCGGAGUGCCGCGAGCCGAUCCCCGAACAACGGCCAUCAUCGCGGCUUCUAUUUCGUCUUCUCCUCGAAGCUGGACCUAAUCGGUGCAUGAUCUGGCCUGUUCUUCAAGCAGUUCACGCUUCACAAUUCCCGUUCCAAAACCCUAAAUCCCACCGGAGCAUCCCCUCCAGCGGAGACGCGUGCUUUUCCGCUGUCAGGAUGAAUGACUGGACGCCGUCCCCGUACGGCGCCGCCUACGUUCCUCCUCACCAACGGCUGCGCUCGGUCAUACUUUCCUCGUCAUCUGCCACUGGGGCUCCCCAGCCUGCUGGCGAAAUCACCAAUUAUAGUUUGAGCAAUAAAGCUCCGGUUCCUAAACCCAAUACAAUCAAUCCGCGCCCUUACUUGCAGCCUAACCAGCAACUCCAACAGCAACAACUGCAGAGCAAUUUCCUAAACAUGCAGCAGCAGAACUCCCAGUCUAAUGGCGUCUCUGUAGAGAUUCCUGCCUUCCAUGGCUCAUCCAACUUUGAAAGAGUGGAUGCAUGGAAAAGGAAGUUGAGCACCCUCUUACAAGACAAAGAUAAACAAGAGAUAGUCUCAAGGGAGAAAAAGGAUCGGCGUAAUUUUGAACAAAUUUCAGCUCUUGCCAGAAGAAUGGGUCUGUAUAGCCAUGUGUAUGCAAAAGUAUUGGUUGUCAGCAAGGUUCCAUUGCCAAACUACAGGUUCGAUUUGGAUGACAAGCGCCCUCAGAGAGAGGUUAUUCUGCCACCAGGGUUAACUAAAAGGGUAGACGCUCACCUUGAAAAAUACCUUUCUUGUAAGCCUAACACAAUUGGAGUUCCAAGAGCAAAUAUUACACGUAAUUUUGCUGCUGAUGAAGCACUUUUUGAGCUGCCUGAACUACUUCCAAAAAGUAAGGCUGCCAUCGAGAAUAUCCUUUGGCAAAGGAGUGUGCAAUUGUACACUGAGCAGCAAAAAUGGCAGUCUGGAGAAGGUAGGGGGGUGUUUGCAUUUCGUUGCUGUCUUCCUGCUUAUCAGGAAAAGGAUGCAAUAUUAAGUGCUAUUACACAGAACCAGGUGGUUAUUAUCUCAGGAGAAACUGGUUGUGGUAAAACCACGCAGAUUCCUCAAUUCAUUUUAGAGUCCCAAAUUGAAUCCCUUUGUGGAGCAAAAUGCAAUAUUAUAUGUACUCAGCCAAGAAGAAUAUCUGCUAUGUCUGUAUCUGAAAGGAUUGCAUUAGAGAGAGGGGAGAAUUUAGGCGAAACAGUCGGCUAUAAAGUUCGUCUUGAAGGUGUUAAGGGAAGGGACACACAUCUCCUCUUUUGUACCACAGGCAUCUUGUUGAGAAGAUUAUUAGUUGAUAGAAGCUUGAAGGGUGUUACCCACGUUAUUGUGGAUGAGAUUCAUGAACGUGGAAUGAAUGAAGAUUUUCUACUCAUCGUUCUAAAAGAUUUACUCCCUCGUCGACCAGAAUUAAGGUUGAUUUUGAUGAGUGCAACUUUAGACGCAAAUCUCUUCUCAUCAUACUUUGGCGGUGCCCCCACAGUUCACAUUCCGGGAUUUACAUACCCAGUUCACACUCAUUUCCUAGAAAAUAUUUUGGAGAUGACGGGAUAUAGAUUGACACCAUACAACCAAAUUGACGAUUUUGGUCAGGAAAAAGCGUGGAAAAUGAACAAACCGGCUCCAAGUAAACGGAAAAGCAAACUUGUGUCAGCAGUUGAGGAUGCCCUUGGAGCUGCUGAUUUCAAGUAUUAUAGUGCACAGACAAGAGAGUCCUUGUCUUGUUGGAACCCUGAUUGCUUAAACUUUAACCUCAUUGAAUAUCUGCUGUGCCAUAUAUGUGUAAACGAAGGGCCUGGUGCUGUGUUAGUUUUUAUGACUGGUUGGGAUGACAUCAGUUCUCUUAAAGAAAAGCUUCUAUGUCAUCCUACCUUGGGAGAUGCAAGUAGAGUUUUAUUGCUGGCCUGUCAUGGUUCUAUGGCCAGUUCAGAGCAAAGGUUAAUAUUUGAUGAGCCUGGAGGUGGAGUAAGGAAGAUUGUGUUGGCUACUAAUAUUGCUGAAACUAGUAUAACAAUCAAUGAUGUGGUUUAUGUCAUUGAUUGUGGGAAGGCAAAAGAGGCUUCAUAUGAUGCACUCAAUAAUACUCCUUGUUUACUUCCUUCAUGGAUAUCAAAGGUUUCAGCUCAACAAAGAAGGGGAAGAGCUGGACGUGUUCGACCUGGAAUGUGUUAUCACCUUUAUCCUUCAUGUGUAUAUGAUGCUCUUGCAGAUUGUCAGCUGCCUGAAAUUCUGAGAACACCUUUACAGUCCCUUUGUUUGCAAAUCAAAAGUUUAAAACUUGGCAGCAUUUCUGAUUUUCUAUCCAGGGCCUUGCAAUCUCCCGAAUUGUUGGCGGUUCAAAAUGCUAUUGAAUAUCUGAAGAUCAUUGGUGCCUUGGAUGAGAAUGAAGAUCUGACUGUUUUAGGACGCUACUUAACAAUGCUUCCAAUGGAGCCCAAACUUGGAAAGAUGAUUAUACUUGGUGCUAUUCUCAAUUGUUUGGACCCAAUAUUAACUAUUGUUGCUGGACUUAGUGUCCGUGAUCCUUUCUUGGCACCAUUAGACAAGAAAGAUCUAGCUGAAGCUGCAAAGGCUCAAUUUUCUCGUGAUCACAGUGACCACCUUGCUAUUGUCCGUGCGUAUGAAGGGUGGAGAGAUGCUGAAAAAGAUCUUUCCGGAUAUGAAUACUGCUGGAGGAAUUUUAUUUCUGCACAAUCAAUGAAGGUUAUUGAUUCUCUUCGAAAAGAGUUCUACUCUUUACUCAAGGAAACUGGUCUUGUUGACAGCAAUCCUGCCAUUUACAAUUCUUGGAGUUAUGAUCUGUCUCUUGUUCGAGCAGUUGUUUGUUAUGGAUUAUAUCCUGGAAUCUGCUCCAUAGUGGUAAGAUGUUAUUGAGCUUUUCUGCAACUGUAUAAUCUGUUUACUUCAACACUCACUUUUGAUGAAUGAAUUCCGCACAUGAGUACUGCAAUGUGUCCAGCAAGAUGAACCACAAAUGAUUCCAUAUUCGUCUCAUUAUGUUUUCCUGUCAAAUUCCAGUAAUGUCAGCAUACCCACUGGUGAAUCCCAUGAGGUAGUGAGGUUUUUAUCUUGCGGCUGAAUAACUUCUCACUCACAAAAAGUCACUAUGGUCUAUUGUGGAAUUAAAUUGAGAAACCUUUGAUUUGGUUCAUAUCUCAGUCUAUAUCUUGCUAGCAUUGCUACUUAGUCUUUACUAACACAAGUAAUCUUUUUUCUUGGCAUCUUGCCCAUUUUAAAACUAUAUGUACACGUACAUGUCCACAAAACGUAAGAAUGUUUCCCGAAAAUGUUUUUUCCUUGUCAAAACGAGAAGUCAUUUACUACAAGAGUUAAAGAUGAAGGAAAAGAUUUCUCUUCAUUUUAUUUUUAUUUUUUGGUGCCAAACACAAGAAUCUUUCCAGG
Messenger RNA from Cuscuta campestris, 3610 nucleotides. Lineage: Eukaryota; Viridiplantae; Streptophyta; Magnoliopsida; Solanales; Convolvulaceae. The record is from the annotation of a GenBank genome assembly.